Messenger RNA from Biomphalaria glabrata, 3767 nucleotides. RefSeq names its product coatomer subunit beta'-like. The record is from RefSeq and is a predicted model, not a curated record. Gene Ontology annotation, molecular function: structural molecule activity; protein binding. Gene Ontology annotation, biological process: endoplasmic reticulum to Golgi vesicle-mediated transport; intracellular protein transport; retrograde vesicle-mediated transport, Golgi to endoplasmic reticulum. Gene Ontology annotation, cellular component: COPI vesicle coat. The coding region runs from base 129 to 3047 and encodes 972 amino acids. The transcript is spliced from 21 exons. Lineage: Eukaryota; Metazoa; Mollusca; Gastropoda; Planorbidae.
UUUUCCUUCUAUCAACAGACCUGCGAACAAGCAUAUCAAAUGUACAGAGUAAGAACAGUUUGUCAAAAUUCAAAACAUACAUUUUUUUUCCUAGCAUGAUAUGAAAUGGACAUAUCAUUAUAAAACAAAUGAAGUUACAAAUAAAAAGAACGCUAACAUCAAGAUCUGAAAGGGUCAAAUGUGUCGAUCUUCAUCCUUCUGAACCCUGGAUGCUGACCAGCCUGUACAAUGGACAUGUAUAUAUAUGGAACCUAGAAACAAAGAAAGUUAUAAAAACUUUAGAAGUUAGCAACCUUCCCGUGAGAGUGGUCAAAUUUGUAUCCCGUAAAAAUUGGAUUGUCACUGGCUCGGAUGACAGGUUGAUCAAAGUCUAUAAUUACAACACGCUUGAACAUGUAAAUCAGUUUUAUGCUCAUUUAGACUUCAUCAGAACAAUUGCAGUGCAUCCGACUCAUCCAUUCAUUCUGACCUCAGGAGAUGAUGGAGUGAUUAGGCUGUGGAACUGGGAAAAAAAAUGGUCCAGCUCAAGAGAAUACACGGGUCAUACCUAUGUUGUGAUGCAAGUGAUAGUCAACCCAAAAGAUAAUAAUCAGUUUGCGUCUGCUUCUUUGGACAAAACUGUGAAGGUCUGGCAGAUUGGCUUGCGGGCUCCAAAUUUUUCUUUGAAACAUGAUAGAGCUGUGAACUGUGUGGAAUAUCAUCCUGGCAAUGAUAAACCAUACCUGGUGACAGGAGAGGAAGGCGGAGCAGUGAGAAUAUGGGAUUAUCAGACUAAAUCCUGUGUGCAGAUUCUCCAAGGACAUACCAAAGAUGUUAACACUGUUGUCUUUCAUCUAUCUUUGCCACUUAUACUCUCUGGGGGUGAUGACGGUCAACUCUGUCUAUGGCAUUCUGGGACAUACAGACUUGAAAAGGUCAUGAACUAUGGGCUGGAAAGAGUUUGGAUGAUAACAUGUCAGAAAGCAUCCAGCAUUAUUACUGCAGCAUUUGAUGAAGGCUGUAUGGCACUUAGGAUUGGCAGUGAAGAGCCUCCAAUAUCUAUGGACCUAUCUGGCAAAAUACUUUGGGCUAAACAUGCUGAGAUCCAGCAGGCCAAUGUGAAAGUUGCAAAUGAACAAGAGAUUAAAGAUGGGGAAAGACUGCUCUUGGCCAUCAAGGACAUGGGAACCUGUGAUAUUUACCCUCUGACUAUCUCACACAGUCCAAAUGGAAGGUUUGCAGUUGUGUGUGGUGAGGGUGAGUACAUCAUUUACACAGCUCUAACACUUAGAAGCAAAUCCUAUGGAUCAGCCACUGAGUUUGUGUGGGCCACUGACUCCUCUAUGUAUGCUAUCUCUAAUGGAAACACUGUGACUAUUUAUAAAAACUUCAAAGAAUUCAAGACCCUGAAACCAGCUCUUGGUGUUGAAGGUCUAUAUGGAGGUCAUUUACUUGGAGUCAGAUCUACUAAUAGCUUGACUUUCUACACAUGGGAAACAGUUUGUGUUGUUAGACACAUUGAAUUGGAACCCAAACAUGUUUUCUGGAAUGAAUCUAACACCCUGGUCUGUCUAUCAGCUGUUCAGUCAUUUCAUAUCUUACAAUACAAUCCUGAAUCCUUAGAGCCUUCUAGCACCACACCUGACGGGAUGUCCGAAGAUGGCAAUGAAAACUCUUUUGAGGUCUUACAUGAAAUUGCUGAAACUGUUACUCAUGGUUUAUGGAUUGGUGACUGUUUUGUUUAUACAAACAACCUCAACAGAUUACGCUACUAUGUUGGUGGUGAGGUUACAACAGUUGCCUAUUUAGACAGACCCAUGUAUCUACUGGGGUACAUUUCCAAAGAAAACCGUGUGUAUCUUGGGGACAAGGAGCUGAACAUUGUCAGCUACAGGCUCUGGACAUCUGUGCUGGAGUACCAGACUGCUGUAGUGAGGAAAGACUUUGAUUCUGCUGACAAAGUACUGCCCUCUGUGCCACUGGAUCAGAGAAACACAAUUGCCCAGUUUUUGGAAUCUCAGGGUUUUAAAAAGCAAGCCUUGGCUGUUUCCAAUGACUUAGAUCACAAGUUUGACCUGUCUAUUCAACUUGGAGACCUUCAGGUGGCCUACUCACUGGCUAAGCAAUGUGACACAACAGAUAAAUGGAAGGAACUUGCAGACGUUGCCAUGAAGAAGUCUGAUCUUGCCUUGGCACAAGAAUGCCUUCAGAAGGCCCAAGACUGGGAGGGCCUUCUUCUUAUAGCUAGCAGCACAGGCAAUAGGGAAUUAAUGAUGAAUGUGUCAACCUUGGCUAGCUUAAAUGCUAAAACCAAUGUGGAGUUUUUAGCCAACUAUUUACUUGGAAGGUGUGAAGAUUGCCUUGAGAUUCUAAUCCAAUCUGGCAGGCUACCUGAAGCUGCUUUCUUUGCACAUACUUACCUACCAUCAGAGAUUUCACGAGUUGUGGUACUUUGGCAAGAGAAGGCUUCCACAAUCAAUAAAAGGCUGGCUAAAUCUAUUGCUGAGCCAAAGUCAUAUGAAAAUUUGUUUCCUAAUUAUCAAGUGUUGUUAAAGACUCAAGAGUUUCUGAAAGCUGAACGGUCCAGAAUUAAACCAGCUUGUAGUUACUCUCAAACCUUAGAUACUUUAAGCUGUAACCCAGUGGAAGAAAUGAUGAAGGCAGAAUGUAGUGGCGCCUUUGUUUCCUCUCAGUUACUUAAUGCUGCCAGUGAAGUUGACGAGGAUGUGGAAGGUUUUGUUACAAUUCAGUCGUUGAGUCCAGGGGAUGAAUCUCCAUUUGAUGACUUAGAAAAUGAUAAAGAUAUUUUGAUCCCCUCUCAUGUGCAGAAGUUAUCCACUGCAUUGCUCAAUGAGCUAACCCCAGAGUCUAGUACGUCAGCAGCUCAGUUGGCUGGAGGUACUGCUAGUGAAGAAGUUCCAGCACAUCAGAUAAACUUUGACACAAAUGAGUUGUGGGAUCAAGAACUUGAGAUUGACUUAGAAAAUUUAAACAUUGAUGAUUUUGAUAUAGCUGACUUGAAUUUAGAUGGAGAUGAGUUUCUACUUGAUGAUGAUGAUGAUGCUUAAAAUGACUACAGCAGAUAGUCACCAGUUUUUAGUUCCUGUGUUUUAAGUAUUUCUCAUUGCAUUGGCCGGGCCACCAUAUACUGUUUGGGCCUCUUCUUUACAGUCUGGCUGGCCAGAAAUUUACAAGACUCGCUAGGUUGCAUUCCAUGGCUUGUGGUCAAGUUGGCAGCUAACAAUAAAUGUUGGUUUAUAUUCCAAUUUAUAUGUAUCAGUAUAAAUUACAUCAAUCAAACAGAAUUUUUAAAAUUUUGUUCAUACUUGUAUAAGUUGAAGUCAGUCAUAAUAAUGCUUGUAUAUGUUUAAUGAACUUUUUGUUGAAAGCCUUGUUUGACUUUUAUAUAGUUCAUAAUAUUUAAUGUGAAGCAUGUAAAGUGUUCUACAUGAUUUUAUAACAGAAUAUAUGUAGUGAAAUUGACUAAGUGGGAUGUUAGUAAGAAUGCUGGUUGAGUGUGGUGAUAGAUGGAUUGAUUUUUUAUGUUAGGUUUCAAAAUUGAGUGUCUGAAUGAUGUGGCUUUGAUUUUAAGUGAUGUUAGGUUUUUCUUUAUAGAUGUAUUUUUGAUGCUUCUGUGUGUGUGUGUGUCAUAAUUGAUUGUUUUCUUUAUAUAUUUAUUUUACAAUAAGCUGUUUUUAAACUAUAAUUUAAUUUUGUCUUAGUUACUUAGCUACUUCAUAAAGCUUAUAAUCAAUUUCUUGUCAUUCCUGUGCUGCUUAAAACUUGCU